Messenger RNA from Recurvomyces mirabilis, 6651 nucleotides. RefSeq names its product calcium channel protein (gene CCH1). Gene Ontology annotation, molecular function: calcium ion binding; high voltage-gated calcium channel activity. The transcript has a single exon. Gene Ontology annotation, biological process: calcium ion import across plasma membrane. NCBI's taxonomy places the organism in Eukaryota, Fungi, Ascomycota, Dothideomycetes, Mycosphaerellales, Teratosphaeriaceae. The record is from RefSeq and is a predicted model, not a curated record. Gene Ontology annotation, cellular component: membrane; voltage-gated calcium channel complex. Bases 1 to 6651 code for a protein of 2216 amino acids.
AUGGCCUCGGACGAUCCAGCGCACCGCCGUAAUCAGUCGACAAAUUCCAUCCCCCUCCAAGACCUCAAUGGCAACGGCACACAAGAGCAUGGCCUGGGUGUCAUCAGGAGUGAGUCGCAUAGGCGAACGCUUAGUGAUCGUGGACGAGCGUUGUUCGUGCGAGGUCGGGACCGACCCGAGAACAGACGGUAUGCGCCCAUCAACGAGCGCUCGCCUAGCCCACCACAACGACCAUCACGCGGCACACCUCUGUCGCCAAUCGCCAUAGUGACCACACCAGAUGGCGCUUCAUCACGCAUACCUGACCAGGAUGACGAAGCGGGUAUGUCACCUGUUGACGACCGUGGAGCAUUUCAGGCCGCCAUUGGCUUUGCGGGACUGAGCUUCAAUGCAGGCUUCGAUUCUCCUGACGAGGAUGAUGACGAUGCGAUUAAGGUGACGCCGCCACGACCUUCGAGAUCGAGUCGGCCAACACUACCGACCAUACGAACAAUAAAAGACCCGGAUGACAUGGUUGCUGUGGAGCUGAAUGAUGGGCCGGAUUUCUUCUCGCCGAUUACAGGACAUGCAGACGAGGAGGAUACCAUGCCGCUUACCGAUGCCGCACGUAUGCGAUCGUCUACACUUGCGGCACCAGUCACACCCGAUGGUCAACGGCACGACAGACAACGAUCUCGAGCCAACUCAAACCUGAGUGUCCGCUUUUCUCCAGGACGUGGUCGAAGUAGCUCAUACUUGGGCGACGAUUUGCCACGACUAGAAGCAGGGAGUCGGACAUCUGGGUCCGAUUACGAUGGAACGAAUUCAAGUCGCCAUCGUUCAUUGUCACCCUCAGCUGCAGAAUCGCCAUUCCAACGGACUGGAACUAUGCUGAGGAAGAUGUCUCAGCGGGUGGUCAACGUCAGCAACGAGUCAGACAUAGUUGAGCGAAGUAGGCAACGAAAGCUGUCUUCGGCGAGGCGUCCAUCGAUCGUCGGUCCUCCUUCGGGACAUGUAAGUCCGAAUAUUGGAAUGGACGGUGCACCGCCCUCACCAGCAAGCGAAAAGGCUGUAUCUCCGAUCAUUGCACCAGACACGCCACCUGAAUUGCCGGUAACUGAUCGCAAUCCACUGCGCGGCAAAGCACUUGGUAUACUACCUCCAGAAAGCAAGCUGCGACAGCGACUUCUCGCACUACUUGUCCAUCCCCUGUUCGAGCCUAUGAUAUUACUUCUCAUCGUCAUACAGACCAUCGUACUUUCAAUCGACGCUGCAAACAGUGUCUACGACGAGGCCGAUCACAGGCCCUUGAAGUGGGGCCACCACUGGACAGACUUUACGCUGUUCGCGAUCUUCAACGUCUACACGGUCGAGAUCGCGAUCAAGGUUAUGGUAUCUGGGUUUGUGUUCAAUCCUCGCGAGUACAGCACUAUAGACCGGAGCGUCAGCCUCCAGAAAGCCCUGGCGAAGAAAGCGAAUGAUCUCUUCGCGCUUCAAAGGAAACACUCAGUCAGGGGCAGGCAGGAUGAAUUCAGUGUCAGCCAACCAGAGCCGCCAUCGCUCUUACGAACCUUCACAGCUCAGCCAUUCGAAGAUGUGCCUGGUGGCUCACGACAAGCCCAGCGACAUCGUCUGGCUUACCGAGCAUUUCUGCGGCAUUCCUUCAAUCGCCUUGAUUUUAUUGCAGUGGUAUGUUUCUGGAUUAGCUUCGUGCUCUCGGCAUCUGGUGUCGAGGCCAAUCAUCACCUCUACGUCUUCCGCAUGAUGAGCUGUCUGCGUAUAGUACGGUUGCUUGGCAUUACUAGCGGCACUUCCGUGAUUCUGCGCAGUCUGAAGCGAGCGGCCCCGACGCUUCUCAAUGUCGCUUUCCUCAUCGGCUUCUUUUGGCUGCUGUUCGCGAUUAUUGGUUUGCAGAGCUUCAAGUCAAGCUUUCGCAGAACAUGUGUGUGGAACUGGCAAAACCAGACAGAGCCCACGCAGGGUGAAUAUGUGCUGAACGCAUACGGCAACUUCCAAUUCUGCGGUGGUUGGAUCGCGGCAAAUAACACACCCAUGCCAUGGUUACUGGCGUCUGGUGUCCCUAACUCGGGUGAGCCAAAAGGCUACUGGUGUCCGUUCGGUUCGACCUGCGUGGAAGGAGAAAAUCCGUACAGCGGUACUGUGAGCUUCGACAACAUUCUACAAUCUAUUGAGCUGGUCUUCGUCGUCAUGACAUCAAACACUUUCUCCGACUUGAUGUACUACCUUACGGACAGCGACUAUCUAGCAGCGGCCAUCUUCUUCGCUUGUGGCAUUGUCUUCCUAUCGUUCUGGCUUCUCAACUUGCUAAUCGCAGUCAUCACAUCAAGUUUCCAGGUCAUUCGAGAGGAGAGCAGGAGUAGUGCCUUCAUGGUAGACGACCACGAUCCGACGGAGGAUGAAAAGCACUUUACUGAAGAUCGCCCAAAACGUCGUUCGCAUGGUCUGAAGAAGAUAUACGACAAACUACACUGGCUCUGGAUCGCUGUCAUUGUCUAUGGAUUGGUCGUGCAAUGCCUCCGGACUGCCUAUAACCGGCCAGACACAACUCAUUUCAUUAAUGCUUCAGAGCUUAUUGUCACUGUUGUACUGCUCAUCGAGAUCGUGCUACGCUUUGCAGCCGAUUGGCGCGACUUCUACCGACAUCGCCGCAAUUGGGUCGAUUUGGGACUUGUCAUCAUCACAUGUGUCAUCCAGGUCCCGAUGAUACGACAUUCUGGACAGCCAUACGCUUGGCUCACUAUCUUUCAGGUUUUGCGGAUAUACCGAGUCGUUCUGGCUGUCAAGCUCACCCGAGAUCUCAUCACACUUGUCUUGCGACACGUCUCUGGUAUCCUGAACUUGAUCCUUUUCGUGUUCUUGCUCACCUACCUCGCGGCCAUCUUUGCAUCUCAAUUGUUCCGUGGCGAGCUCCCACCGCAAGACGACGCUGGCAAUGACAUCUACGUCAACUUCAGCACGAUCUACAACUCGUUUCUGGGCAUGUACCAGAUUCUGUCCUCCGAGAAUUGGACGACGAUCCUGUACAACGUUACGCGCUUUGAUGUACAGUACGGCACAGCUUGGAUCGGCGCCACAUUCUUCAUCUUGUGGUUCAUUCUGGCCUUCUUCAUCGUACUGAAUAUGUUUAUUGCUGUCAUCCAGGAGAAUUUUGACGUCAGCGAGGAUCAGAAGCGGCUGCAGCAGGUCAGGAUGUUCUUGCAGCAGAAGGAGACACAGCUUGGUAGCUCGAAUCACGGGACUCUAUCACUGAGCACGAUCUUCAAGUUUGGCUAUGCGAAGCGACAGGAUCCGCUGGACUUUGGCAACGCUGCGGUGGACAUGCUGCUGAAAGAUGCCGUAGUCAGGGACUUUCUUGAUGAAGAAGAGAAUGCGGAUGGAGAACCUGCAACACCUGCCUCCGGCAUUAAGCACACUGGCACGAAUUUUGUGAAAGAGAGCAGUGGAUGGUUGGAGACUGCACGAGAUUGGACUGUCAACAAGCUCUUUCGUCGUGAACCGAAUCCCUUCUAUGCUCGACUACAGCUCUCAAAAGCAUACGAGGAGCUCGACCCGCAAACCCUGGCCAGAGAAGUGGUUGAGGCGACUGAACAGCGCAAAGUAACGCAGAGAGAAUACUUGGGUCGCCACCCAAACUACAACGUCUCGCUCUUCAUGUUCAGACCAGACAACCCUGUCCGAAGAUUCUGCCAGCGCAUUGUCGGUCCAGGUCGAGGUAGUGAUCGUAUACAAGGUCUCGAUCCAAAUCCGACGAUUUGGUACACCUUCUCGAUUUUUAUCUACAUGGCCAUUGUGGCAAUGGUGCUCCUGGCUUGUGUGACCACGCCGCUAUUCCAACAAGAGUACUUCAGGAAACAUCGCGACCUCAGCAUGAGUCUCAAUUGGUUCUCAUACACGGAUAUGGGAUUUGCUGCCUUGUUCACGAUCGAGGCGAUCAUCAAAGUGAUUGCGGAUGGCUUCUUCUGGACACCUAAUGCUUACUUCCGCAGCUCGUGGGGUUUCAUCGACGGUAUAGUGCUCAUCACACUUUGGGUCAAUGUUGUCACCUUGCUAUACAAUCCGAGCGGAGGCUCUCGUGCUGUCGGCGCUUUCAAAGCACUAAGAGCCCUGCGAUUGCUGAACGUCAGUGACAGCGCUAGAGAUACAUUCCACUCUGUCAUUGUACUGGGCGGCUGGAAGGUUGUAUCUGCGGCCUUCGUAUCGCUGAGCUUGCUCAUUCCAUUCGCCAUCUACGGCCUGAACUUGUUUGCCGGACAAAUGCAAGAAUGCAACGACUCAUCUGGUGCUGUCUAUAACCUCAGCGACUGUGUGGGUGAGUACAUGGCUUCGCCAUAUAACUGGAACUUUCCAGCACCACGGCUAGCAUCGAACAGCUACUAUGACUUCGACUCGUUCGGCGGUGCGCUCUUCAUUCUCUUCCAGAUUGUCUCACAGGAAGGCUGGAUUGAUGUCCAGCAGAGGGCGACGUCUAUCACAGGCAUCUUUACACAACCCAGUCAGUUCUCACGGAUGGGCAACGCCAUCUUCUUCGUCAUCUUCAACUUACUCGGAGCCGUCUUCGUCUUGACAUUGUUCGUAUCUGUCUUCAUGCGCAAUUACACGGAGCAGACUGGCGUGGCGUUCUUGACAACCGACCAACGGUCAUGGCUAGAGCUACGGAAGCUACUGCGGCAAGUAGCUCCUAGCAAACGACCAAACACGAAGAAGAAGCGAGAAGGCUGGCAAGAAUGGUGCUACCGUCGUGCAGUCACCAAGAAUGGUAGAUGGCAGCGUAGUGUGACCAUCAUCCUGGUCGUGCAUCUGAUAUUGCUCUGCCUGGAGUGGUAUCCCGAAUCGAAUGGUUGGCCGAGAGUGCGAGAUUACAUUUUCCUCGGCUUCACGAUGCUGUAUAUCGCAAACAUCGUCAUCCGAAUUGUUGGCCUAUCUUGGACACGUUUUCGCAAGAGUGCUUGGGAUGUCUACUCCGUCUUCUCCGUUGCAGGCACAUUCGUCACGACUAUCAUCAUGCUCACAAACCUCGACAAUCGCGACUACCUGCAGGCUCAUAACUUGUUCCUGGUGUCUAUUGCAUUAUUGUUGAUCCCGAGGAACAACCAGCUUGAUCAGCUGUUCAAGACCGCCGCCGCCAGUUUCACAGCAAUUGCAAAUUUACUAGCCACCUGGUUUGUGCUGUUCUUGGUGUACGCCAUAGCGUUGACUCAGACAUUCGGUUUGACGAGGUUCAAUGCGAAUGAAAACAACAAUCUUAAUGUGCGGACUGUGCCCAAAGCACUGAUUCUGCUCUUUCGCACUUCCGUUGGCGAAGGCUGGAAUCAAAUCAUGGAAGAUUACGCCACCGUUGUCUGGCCGUACUGCACGGUCGGUGACGACUAUCUGGAAGGUGACUGCGGUAGCCCUGAGUGGGCUCGAGCUCUCUUCGUUUCCUGGAACAUCCUGAGUAUGUACAUCUUCGUCAACCUGUUCAUCUCGCUUAUCUAUGAGAGCUUUUCGUAUGUGUACCAGAGAAGUAGCGGGCUUUCGGUCAUCAGCCGAGAGGAGAUCAGGCGCUUCAAGCAGGCUUGGGCAGAGUUCGAUCCGAACGGCGCUGGGUACAUUUCCAAAGAAGCGUUCCCGCGUUUUCUUGGUGAGCUUUCGGGUGUCUUUGAGAUGCGGAUAUAUGAUGGCGACUUCACCGUGCGGUCACUUAUGGAGGACUGUAAGGUGAUACCCAGUGGUGGCUCCGCGCUGCCUCUUGAUGGUGGCCCGGGAACGUAUGAGAUUGACAUUGACGCCUUGAAUCGGCGGUUGAGAGAGCUGCCUGUGGAUGAGAUACGAAGGCGACGGACACGCAUGAACACGUUCUACGAAGAAGUCCUGGUUUCGGCAGAUCCUGACAAGGGCAUACCAUUCAACGCACUCCUGAUGAUCUUAGCCCACUACAAGGUCAUUAGCGACAACAAGAGUCUGAAGCUGGAAGAAUAUCUGCGUCGUCGAGCUCGACUCCAACGUGUCGAGGAGGCUGUCAAUCGAAAUGUUGUGGUGGGCUUCUUCGAUACACUCUACUGGUCUCGGCGCUUCAGACGUGCUACAAAUGCGAAGAGAAACGCACGCAUGACAGCAAUACCAUCAUUCGGCGUUCCGGAGAUCUUUGUGCAGGGAGACGAAGACGAUGUGUCGGAUGCGAAGAAAUUCGACGUGCCGUCAGUCAGCGUGACACCCGUCGACUUUGAUGUGAUUAACACAGCAGCUAGCCUUGGAGUAGGCCGCGCUCCUACCAGUGGCUCAGAUGCCGGAACUAGCAGGCCAAGUGCGCAAAGCAGCAUGAUGCGAAACAGAAGUGGGUCGAUACAGCAUUCAGAUGGCGAAGCUGAUCUGGCACCACCCUUGGAUCACUCACCUCGCCUGUCAGCACGUCAUAGACCAUCGGCCUCGUCAAGUAGUAUUCAGCCCGACUGGCAUUUUGCAGCGGCCAUGGAACCCGGGGGACCAGGUAUCUCACCACCACCGAGCCCGAACUUGGCGCCUACACCGCCAGGCCCACGAAGUCGUGCUGGAAGUGCCGUCAGCCAGAGCGAUAUGAUGAACGUGUUCUCAUCGAGUCCAUGGGGUGCGAGUAUGGAGCGGACGAUGACCACGAGAAGGACAAGCACGAAUCCGAGACGGCCAUCCUCGUGA